Molecule: messenger RNA, 1488 nt
Organism: Teleopsis dalmanni
Lineage: Eukaryota; Metazoa; Arthropoda; Insecta; Diptera; Diopsidae
Gene: arg
Product: arginase-1
Exons: 5
Coding region: 427-1488 (353 amino acids)
Cellular component (GO): nucleus; cytoplasm; cytosol
Molecular function (GO): arginase activity; manganese ion binding
Source: RefSeq, a predicted model, not a curated record
UUUUUUUACAAAACAAAAUAUAUUUCGUUAACAGAUUAAAUUUACGAGUACGUCUUCACUAAACGAUCAUUUGUUGACUGCCGAUUAUCAUUUAAAAAUAAUAUGCCAUUGGGUGUGAUUUGUUUUCUUUCAUUAAAAAAAAUUCAAUCUUAUCAAUAUUCCGCAUUCUGCUAUGAAUUAAGGUUUUAAUGAGGAAAGGUUAUCAGCUGUUUAAAUUAUCACUGGAAUACCCAUAUCUCAGUUAUGUUGUUUAAUAUUCGUAUAAACGAGAUAGGUUAGUCAACAUAAGCAUCAAUAACAUCAAAUCAGUGCGAUUAACGUCAGCGAAGUUGUAUGUCAAUUUUGAGCUUCAAAUAAAUAAAAGUGAAAACUAGAUUUUUUUCUUUUAAAUAUAUUUUUAAUAAAAUAAUUUAAAAAAAUACAGUAAUGUGGAAAAGAGUUAUAUCUGAAUCAUAUAAACAUAGAAAUCAAGUUGGAAUAUGUUCGCGGAGAUUUUAUGCUAAUACUCAGAGUACCAACAGUUCGACAAUGACAUUGGGUAUCAUUGGGAUUCCGUUCUCAAAGGGACAGAGUAAACAAGGCGUUGAAACAGCACCGGAUUUUUUACGAAAAAACGGUUUAAUUAAUAUACUAAAUGAUGUUAGUCAAGGCAAUUUAAAAGUUAAUGAUUAUGGCAAUUUAGAAUACGAAAAAGAUACUGAUACUAAAUGUAUAAUAAAUAAUUGCAAAAAUUAUCCGGAAUUUAUGGGUUGCAAUAAGGCUUUGAUUAAACAAGUUCAAGAAAUUUUAAAAGAAAAUGAUCAGUUUCUAGCGCUAGGUGGUGAUCAUGCAAUUGGCUUUGGAUCUGUUGCGGGACACCUACAACAUACGCGAAAUUUGUCACUUGUUUGGAUUGAUGCUCACGCUGAUAUUAAUCUGCAUUCAACUUCUGAAUCUGGUAAUAUACACGGCAUGCCCGUUUCAUUUUUACUUCAAGAACUACGUAUAUAUUGGGAAAAUGCAAAAUUAGAUAAAAUUGCACCAGUUUGUCUACCGGCGGAUCAAUUGAUUUACAUUGGACUAAGGGAUGUUGAUCCCUACGAAGCGUACAUACUCAACAAACUUGGAAUACGCGCAUAUGCCAUGGAUUCCAUUGAUAAGUACGGUAUACAAAAAAUUAUUGAAAUGACGCUAGAUGGAAUAAAACCUCAAAACAAAAUACAUGUAAGUUUUGAUAUAGAUGCACUUGAUAAAGCAAUCACACCGAGUACAGGUACUGCGGUGAAUGGCGGAUUAACGUUGCGUGAAGGUAUUGCACUAAUAGAAGCUUUUCGUGAUACUAAACGUAUACAAGGAGUUGAUUUGGUUGAGCUUAAUCCUUUACUGGGCACAGAAGAAGAUGUAAAAACUACGUUAAACUCAACAUUAGAAAUAUUAAAAAGUUUUUAUGGUUAUAAACGCGCUGGUAAUUUUUCAAAUAUCAAUACAGAUUUAUUUAAAAGUAAUUAA